Ruditapes philippinarum (Manila clam) is the source of this 6678-nucleotide messenger RNA. RefSeq names its product S-adenosylmethionine decarboxylase proenzyme 1-like. Gene Ontology annotation, biological process: spermine biosynthetic process; spermidine biosynthetic process. Gene Ontology annotation, molecular function: adenosylmethionine decarboxylase activity. The record is from RefSeq and is a predicted model, not a curated record. Gene Ontology annotation, cellular component: cytosol. NCBI's taxonomy places the organism in Eukaryota, Metazoa, Mollusca, Bivalvia, Venerida, Veneridae.
GUCAGAAUGGGUGAAACUGCUAAAUCUAGUGCAGUGUGAGAUCAUAAGUUGUACACAGAUUGAUGAUAUGGACUCCUAUGUUCUCAGUGAAAGCAGUAUGUUUGUAACAGAAAGGCGGUUCAUCUUGAAGACAUGUGGGACAACCACACUUCUUCUUGCUAUAGAGCCUCUGCUGAAACUGGUUAAAGAGAAAUGCGGUUUUGACAAUGUUGCUGAUAUUUUUUACUCCCGUAAAAAUUUCAUGCAGCCGGACAAGCAACAUGGAAUACAUCGCACCUUCGAAAAUGAAGUGGAGCAUCUUGAUACACUUUUCAAAAAUGGAGCAGCUUAUACCUUGGGUCGUAUUAACAGAGACUGCUGGUAUUUGUACACGAUGGACGAGGUGGGAGUUUCCCAGCCAGAUCAGACUGUAGAAUUGCUAAUGUGGGACCUUUGCCCAGAAAAGAUGGCUGUCUUUACAAAAGAAACCUGUUCUGAUGGUAAAGAAGCAAGGGAGAAAUCAGGCAUUGAUAAGAUUAUACCUGGGGCAAAGAUAGAUGACUUUUUGUUUGAACCAUGUGGCUAUUCAAUGAAUGGUCUGCUACCAGAUGGUCAGUAUAUAACCAUUCAUGUGACACCAGAACCAAACUGCUCCUAUGUCAGCUUCGAGAGUAAUGUGCCACAGGUUUGUAAAGAGUCAUACACUGGACUCAUAAAUAGAGUGUUGAACACAUUCAAGCCUGGAAAAGUGCUGAUGACCAUCUUUGCUAACAAGGAGUCUACAGCAAAAGACUGCCACAAAGACCUUGACACGUUCCUUGAUCAGACCCAGUACAAUCGUGUUGACCAUCAGUUCUGUACCUUCAAGAACUACAACCUUACCUACACCUACUUCACCAGCCGCCCUGUUAUCUAGGGGUGUCUCAGCAGAGGUGCUCCUGUCAGUUGCCAUAGCAACAGGUCAAAGGUUAAGGUUAUUUCUCAAGAAAUUAUACAUUCUUCCAAGUUCCAUCCGUUAUCGGACACUAGGUAUAUUAAAGAUUUCUCUUCAAAGAACUUACGUGUAAAUGACCCGAAUUGUUUCUCAAGGUCAUGCGAUAAUUUAACCAUCACCUUUGACCCUUGUAUAGAGUGCAUUGACAGACCCUCUGUUAGAUACUUUAGCAAAUAUUUUUUCCCUUAUAUUUCACUUCUUACAUUAGCUUGGGCAUUGAGUUGUGUCUUUUUCUCAUCUAUUGCAGUGGUAUUUAUUUGGAAAUCCUUUAAAAGCCUUAGAAAAUAUAGAUUCUCUUUCUCUUCAAUGACAAGGAAAGUCAGAUAAUUUGACUGCACAUUCUCCAUAAACAUAUUCAUAAUAAAUUUUGUUAUACACAACUUAUUACUUAAGUUAUAAUUUUUCACAUAUAUAUACUGGUAACUGGUAUUUUAUAUUUUAGGAUAAUAAAUUAAAUUUUUUGAUAUACUUAUGAUUUUAUACAAGGAAGGUGGUACAGAGCCAUACUCAAUCUGCAUAAUACAUCUAUUGGAGCCUUAACUGUUAUUCAAGACAAGAUUUUUCAAAAUGAAAUUUUUAUUAGAUUUCUGCCAUUCAGUGCUGUUUCUUUUGAAAUGUUUCUCAAAAGCUAUCGAAAAUAUACUGAGUAUAUAUGAAAUAAUUAAACAGUUAGUUCUGAAUGUAUGACACUUUUUAAAUACCAAUCAGUCUUGCAAACUCUUCAAAUGGUCAGGCCUCUUUGAAUAAGCAUUAUAUGAAACUUUCAAAUAAUAAAGUACACUUCAGUACGAAAUAUGAAAAAAAAAAUAUUUGGCUAAAUUGCUGCUACAACUGGUUGUUAAAUAGUAUUUUGUCCGAAUGUACAUUUGAUAAUGACUUAAGUAAAUCAUAAUGUUUCUUUAGUUUAUACAGAAUUUGAUUUAGUUUGGUUCUGUACAAAACUAACUACACACUCUCGAAUAUGUUCCUAGAACCAACAAGUACUGAGCAAUGACUGUAAACUAUCUUGCCCAAGGAAACAACAGCUUGCCCCUGACAGGGUUUGAACUUGCACAACAAGUGAUCCUUAAAUUGUUAGUGUUUAUGGUGUUAUCCUACUGCCACCAGGGUUUCUCUGAAGAUAGGUGACACUGGUCGGCUACAAUGCCCUGUCGGUAUUUAAUCUUACUGUAUAUUUAUUGGGUAUGUAAAUUUGAUUAAUGAUAAAUUCUUUUGAAUUAUCGUUUAUUUUUAGCUCACCUGUCACAAAGUGACAGGGUGAGCUUUUAUGAUCGCUUUUCGUCCGUCGGUCGGCCAUCCGUAAACUUUUACUUUAAAUGACGUCAACUCAUAAACCGCUAAGCCAAUUUCAUCCAAACUUCACAGGAAUGUUCCUUUGGUGGCCACCUUUAAAAAUUGUUCAAAGAAUUUAAUUCCAUGCAGAACUCUGGUUGCCAUGGCAACCGAAAGAAAAAACUUUAAAUAUCCUCUUUUAAAAAACCCAAAGAGCUAGAGCUUAGAUAUUUGGCAUGAAACAUCUUCAAGUGAGUGUCUACCAAGUUUGUUCAAAUAAAAGCCCUGGGGUCAAAAUUGGCCCCGCCCCAGGGGGUCAUUGAUUUUCCCAAAAACUUAAAAAAUCUUCUUUUAAAGAACACAAAGAGCUAGAGCUAAGAUAUUUAGCAUGAAACAUGUUCUAAUGGGUGUCUACCAAGUUUGUUCAAAUAAAAGCCCUUGGGUCAAUAUUGGCCCCGCCACGGGGUCAUUGAUUUUCCUUAUAUGUGUAUAGCAAAAAUUUAAAAAUCUUCUUUGAAAAAACCCAAAUAGUUAGAGUUUAAAUAUUAAGCAUGAAACAUCUCCUAGUGAGUGUCUCUAAAGUUUGUUCAAAUAAAAGCCCUGGGGUCAAAAUUGGCCCCGCCCCGGGGGUCAUUGAUUUUCCUUAUAUGUGUAUAGCAAAAACUGAAAAAUCUUCUUUGAUAAAACCCAAAUAGCUACAGUUUAGAUAUUAAGCACGAAACAUCUUCUAGUAAGUGUCUACAAAGUUUGUUCAAAUAAAAGCCCUAGGGUCAAAACUGGCCCCGCCCCAGGGGUAUCAUUGUUUUUAACAAUAUGUGUAUAGGGUCAUUGUUUAUCAUUAUAUGUGUGUAGUAAAAACUUAACAUCAUGAAACAUCUUCUAAUGGGUGUCUUCUAAGUUUGUUUAAAUAAAAGCCCUGGGGUUUAAACUGGCCUCACUCCGGGGGCCUAUAUACAGGUGAGCGACCUCAGGGCCAUCAUGGCCCUCUUGUUUCAUUGAAUAGUUUGUUUUUAGAAGAUAUGGAUUGCAUUGCAUCUUGUUAAAACAAAUAUGCAUGUAAUCCCCACAUUUAUCAUGUUGGAUAUUUAUGAAGGGCAUAAACAAUUAACAAUUGUUAUUUUGAAACUGAAUAUAUUUUAUUUGUGUAAUAUCCAGAAGUUAAUAUAUUGUUUCUUACAGUAUUUUCCCAUCUUAUUGUUACUGUAUGUUCAAAUAUGUUUUCUAUAAUAAAAUAAUAUUUGUGCAAUGUGCAAUUUUGUUAAAAAUUUGGAACACCACUGCUUUUUUACCAAACUUAGAUACAACUGAAAAAUAAAAAAUAUAAUGUCUAUACCUACAUAUUGUGAUGACUUGAGUAAAAGGGCUUCAAGAAAGGUAGGGGAAAUGAAAGAAUAUUUACCCUAGUGGUUAUAAUAAUUCUUACUGUAUUUUUAUCCUGUUCUAGAAUUGAAAUGGGGAUAAUUUUUUUUGAAUGUGCAAUCUUUUUCUUUUAAAUGUGUUUGUUUCCUUGGUAUUUUAGGAGGCCUUGUUCAUGUUCAGUAUUGAACAAGUAUAACGCCACUUGAUCAUGUUAAAUUUUUUAUAAAGGGCAUUGACAAGUGAUCUUUUGUUUUGAAAAAAAUAUAUGAUUUUGAAAGAGAUCAGUGUCAGGUUUUACAUUGUAAUUUUACGAUGUAGUAAAGGGUAAUAGAGAAAAGGAACUUUAUGUUUUACCCAAGUGUAUUAUUUUUUGUACCCAAGGGAAUUGUGUAGCUAUACUGCCAAAAUCUUUUAUGUGGAUCAAAACUAAUGUAAGGCAUCAUUUUACACUGUAAUCUUUUAUCAAAUUAACCACUCAGUCCAUUAGUAAAACUAAGAAAAUAUUGAUAUAAAAGGGCGAUUUGGAUUCUUUUGGGAUUUGAUAUGUUCAGUUACAGCUUAACAUUAAGGCAAACUGUUAACAUCACUUUGUUGUAACCUUUAGUUUUUUUUUCUUGUAUCUAAUGUAAAGUGUUUUGUUAAUUCACUGUGAAUCAUUCCCAAUAAACUUACAUUUGCAUAAUUUAUAAGAAGUCUAGCAUACAUUUGUGAACAAACUGUUUUUGUCUACAAACAAAUACAUAAAAGUGUCUGGCUUUCUUUGCCAUUUCAUGAGUUUAGUACAUUAUUGUUGUUCUAAAUCCAUUUAGAAAAAAAAUAAUUCUUAAGCUUAAAAUUGUUUGAUUACUUUGUUUUUAGAAGACUUUAUUAUGUAUUGUCAUGUCCGGUCUAUCAUUGAACAGAAAUAACCUUUUAUUGGUCGGCAAUAUGUCUGUUAAAUAAACAGCAAUAUUUAAAUCCUUUUACCUGCUGAAUUGCGUUGUGGCAUUGCCCAGCUUCGAACUUGGAACAAUCUGGAGUUUAAAAUCAUUUCAGCUCCUAAAUACAAUAAUUGGAACUGCCAGCUGUAUAGAGCCUGCUUAGACAGCAAAGAUUUUUAAAUAAAUAUUAAACUAUGAAUAAAUUCUAAAUUUAAAGCAACUAUUUAACUAUAAUUCUUGGUGUAAAGUCUUAAAGUAGACUGGCUUAUUCUUCAGCAAUAAGAAAAAUGUCUGUGACAGUACAUGUUGUUGUUGUUGUUGUUAAGAUCUAGAAUAAGCAAUUAUUCUGAUGUUGUGGAUUAGUGCUGAUUGUCUGAUUUUGAAUAAUCUCAUUGAAAAUAAUCUCAACAUUAUAUUGUUCAAGAUUGGUUCCUUUUAUUACAUGUUACGAUACUAAUCUGCUGAUAAUUCAAUAUCAUAGAACCUGUGUCAUCAUGUAGUUGUCAACUUUAGUUUUAUACUUGUAUCUUGAAUAUAUUCUUUGUUAAUGCAAAAAUGUGCGUUACUUGAAUACCAUCUAUGUAAAUUCAAAUUAUGCAGUACAUUUAAUAAUGUCUUUGUUAAUGCAAAAUUUUGUAUUACUUUAAAAUUUAAAAGUGGUUCCAAGUAAACAAGAAAAGUUUAGGAUAGUUCAAUAUUUUUCAGGGUUUUUUACCCCUGGCAUAUUUUUUUGUGCGUUUUAGCACACUCCUGUUGUUAGAUUUAAAAAUAAUCCUCAAAAUACUUUUUUCAUGGAACCUUUAUGGCUCUGACCAGUUCAUAAACUCAUUAAGGCAUUUCUUUAUCGGGGUAUCAAUAAAAAUAUUCAGUAAUAUACAUUUAUAAUAUAUACUGUUUGUUUGUUUUUUUUUUGUACAAAAGCCUAACAUCAUAGAAAGAGCUAAAAUUUGCAUUUACUGCUUUAUAUAUAUUAAAACAGAUGAUAUUAUGUUAUAUUUAGAUUUUUAUUCAUUCCUAUGGAAUGUGUACCUGUUUUAAUUUAACUAUGUUGAAAAUGACCAUUAAUUUUAUAUUGAAAAUAAAUUUGUGUCGUUAAAAUCCACUUCUGCAGUUUCAGAGGAUAACUUCAUAUUUCAAGGAUAUUUAUUUGUUAAAUCAGAAAUUAAAUAUUAAUCACUGAUGACUUGAUAUAAAAUUGUUCUUAUUAUUAUCAUUAUGACGAUUUAUACAGAGCAAAAUUGAAUUAAAGUGACAUUAUGCCCAUCUAUGAUCUAAGUGUAAAUGGCAUGUGGCAUGUAAUUGUGUUCAGUUUAAUAUUUUACUAUGCAAACAAUAUCAAUAAAUCACAUGACUUAUGGACAAUGAUAUAGAUAUUGUUAGAAAUUUUAUUGGAAAUUUUCAAUUUUUGAAAAGAGUGAGGCAGUCUUUUUAUAAUUUGGUUAGCUUUGAUAUUUUGCCAUCCAUUUUUUGGUUAGACACUUAUAAUAGUCACUCAUUUAAAAUAUACUUAACUUGACAACAAAAAAUGAGCAUAAUGUCACUUUAAAUACACAGCUGUCAAACCUUUAUUGGACAAGGUGGCGGAGCUUUUGCAGCUUUAUACAACAUGUACAAGUAAAAAAAAUGAUAUCAGUACAUGUAUUGAAUUCAACAAUAAAUAUAACUUCUUUAUACUACACCACCAAUAUUUUGACAUUUUCAGAGAGCUUUAAUUCAAUAUGGAUAUAUUUGGACUCUGGAUGUGGGUGAUCAAAUUAAGCCUAGACUGAUUCCAUUUGUGAUGUCAUAUCAAUGACAUUAUAUUUUUGGACUUAGAGAAUGAAAACUGGGUUAAACUGGAAAGAUUGUUGGAUCCAAUUUAAUAUGAUUUAUAUUUGGAUAUCACAUGGUGUAAAAGCUGAAAGUUCAUUGGUCACAUUUGAUAUUGAAGGUGUGGAAUAAAUAUUAAUACUACAGAUGUGUUCAGUUAAAUUAGCUCUUGAUAUUUUUUAUUAGUAAAUUAAGUUUUGUUUGAUAACAUAAAUUAUAACAGUUAUAUUCAUGAUACAAAAUAGUUCUCAAAAUAUCUAGGUCUAUAGUUAGUGCUUAUUUUACAAAUAUACAUUUUGUUUUUAUUUUGUCAGUAAAAUGCUCACAAUAAACAAGAUAAGGGAA